CUUCACCGCCCUCUCAAGCAACGCACAGCAGCGCCAUUCGUGCGUGUUAAAGACGUGCUUUUGUUCGCGCUGGUUGCUGUCGCAGCACGUGUUUGUAUCUGUGUUUCAAAGAUCUGUAGGGCGAUGGCAGAACGGGUGCUUGUGAUUGGCAGUGGAGGCCGCGAGCACGCACUGGCAUGGAAACUGGCCCAGUCACCACAUGUACUGCAGGUUUUGGUCGCUCCAGGGAAUGCAGGGACAGCCGGCAGUGGAAAAAUCUCAAAUUCAGCUGUUUCUGUCAGCAAUCAUGCCAUUCUUGCCCAAUACUGCAAAGACCACAACAUUGGCCUGGUGGUGGUUGGUCCAGAAGCUCCCCUUGCUGCAGGAAUCGUUGAUGACCUGAUGGCUGCUGGAGUGAGAUGCUUUGGCCCUUCAGCAAAAGCAACACAAUUGGAAGCCAGCAAACAUUUUGCAAAAGACUUUUUGGAUAGACAUGAUAUCCCCACUGCCAGAUGGAAAGCAUUUACAGAUGCUGGGGAAGCAUGUAGCUUUAUCCAACGUGCUGAAUUCCCUGCUCUGGUAGUGAAAGCUAGUGGCUUGGCAGCUGGGAAAGGUGUUAUUGUUGCAGCUAACAAAGAAGAGGCUUGCAAAGCAGUCCAGGAUAUUAUGCAGGAAAAGGCGUUUGGUUCUGCCGGUGAAACUGUAGUUGUGGAAGAGCUGCUUGAAGGAGAAGAAGUGUCUUGCCUGUGUUUCAGUGAUGGUGUUACAAUUGCCUGCAUGCCACCAACUCAAGAUCACAAGCGUUUAUUUGAUGGGGACCAGGGGCCCAACACUGGUGGCAUGGGAGCUUAUUGUCCUGUUCCUCAGGUUUCCAAAAACAUUCUUCAGAAGAUCAGGGAAAAUAUUCUUCAGAAAACAAUUGAUGGCAUGAGACGAGAAGGAAUCCCUUACACUGGAAUACUUUAUGCUGGGUUGAUGCUGACACAAGAAGGACCAAAAGUGUUAGAGUUUAACUGUCGCUUUGGUGAUCCGGAAUGUCAGGUCAUUCUUCCUUUAUUAAGCAGUGACUUGUAUGAAUUGAUACAAGCGACGUUGGAUGGCAAGCUCUCUAAAGCCAUGCCGUCUUGGUUGGAAACCAGUACAGCUGUGACUGUGGUUAUGGCCAGUGGUGGAUAUCCAGGCUGCUACUCAAAAGGCCAUGAGAUCACAGGUUUGUCACUUGCAAAGGAUCUGGGCCUACAAGUGUUCCAUGCGGGUACUGCACGAAAGGAUGGGAAGGUUGUGACAAAUGGUGGUCGAGUUCUUACAGUAACUGCGAUCAAUAAGGACCUGAUGAGGGCAGUAAAAGAAGCCAAUAAAGGGGUAGAAACUAUUCAGUUCCAGGAUGCUGUUUACAGAAAGGAUAUUGCACAUCAAGCCAUUGCAUUCAUAAAACAAUCCAGAGGACUGACCUACAAAGACAGUGGAGUUGAUAUUGUGGCUGGAAAUGCAUUAGUCCAUUCAAUUAAGCCACUUGCAGCAGCUACCUCUAGACCAGGCUGUAAUGCUGAGCUUGGAGGAUUUGCAGGCACCUUUGACUUAAAGGCAGCUGGAUACUCUGAUCCAAUCCUAGUCUCUGGAACUGAUGGUGUCGGAACCAAACUAAAGAUUGCGCAGAUGUGCGAUAAACAUGACACGUUGGGUCAGGACUUGGUAGCGAUGUGCGUAAACGAUAUCCUGGCACAAGGAGCAGAGCCACUUUUCUUCCUCGAUUACUUUUCCUGUGCUAAACUGGAUGUGGGGGUAGCACAGACUGUGAUUGCUGGUAUUGCAGAGGCCUGUAAAAUGGCAGGAUGUGCACUAUUGGGGGGAGAGACUGCUGAGAUGCCAGGAAUGUAUUCCUCGGGGCAGUACGAUCUUGCAGGCUUUGCAGUAGGAGCAGUGGAACGUGGACAGAUGCUCCCGAAGCUGGAGCGCAUCUGUGCUGGUGAUGUCCUCAUUGGCAUUGCUUCAUCUGGACUCCAUAGUAAUGGCUUUAGCCUUGUUCGAGCAAUUCUGGAGAAGUCCUCUUUGCAGUGUUCCUCCCCAGCACCGUCCAGCUAUGGUUCUCAGACACUCGGAGAUGUGCUGCUAACACCAACUAGAAUUUAUGCUAAGGCCUUGCUGCCUAUUCUGCGUCAGGGGCACGUGAAAGCUUAUGCUCAUAUUACUGGAGGUGGACUGCUAGAAAAUAUUCCCAGAGUUCUUCCAGAAAAUCUUGGUGUUACAUUAGAUGCAUCACUUUGGAAGAUUCCUGAAAUUUUUUCAUGGCUGCAAAGAUCUGGCAGCCUUUCUGAAGAAGAAAUGGCUCGCACCUUUAAUUGUGGAGUUGGAGCUGUGCUCAUCGUGGACAAGGAGAAUGCUGAAGACAUCCUGCGAGAUGUACAAAGCUGCUACGAGGCAUGGACCAUUGGAAGUGUUGUGCCGCACAAAACAGGCUGUGAAAAGGUAGCAAUUAAAAAUCUCAUGAAAACACUACAUUUAAGCCAGCAGUUGGAUGAAAGUGCUGCAGGUGGUGACUUAUCACAAUGUGAAGGGCAGACUCAUAAAAUGAGAGUGGGUGUUCUUAUCUCUGGAACAGGGACGAACCUUCAGGCCAUCAUAGAACACACAAAGGAUCCUACCAGUCGUGCAGAAAUAGUAAUUGUUAUCUCCAACAAAACUGGCGUAGAGGGACUGAAGAAAGCAACGCGAGCUGGCAUUCCUACAAGGGUGAUUGACCACAAAUUAUUUGGAAGUCGUUCUGAAUUUGACAGCACUGUCGAUCAGGUGCUUCAGGAAUUCUCUGUUGAACUGGUUUGCCUUGCCGGAUUUAUGAGAAUCCUCUCUGGUCCCUUUGUCAAAAAGUGGAAUGGUAAGCUGUUGAAUGUCCAUCCAUCACUGCUACCAUCUUUCAAGGGAGUUAAUGCUCACAAACAGGUACUACAGGCUGGCGUACAGGUGACUGGCUGUACUGUGCAUUUUGUGGCUGAAGAAGUUGAUGCCGGAGCAAUAAUUGUGCAGAAAGUAGUGCCAGUAAAGGUGGGGGAUACUGAAGAGACGCUGUCUGAAAGAGUGAAAGAAGCUGAGCAUGUGGCAUAUCCGGCUGCUAUCCAUCUGGUAGCCAGUGGAGCAAUAUGUUUGGGAGAAGAUGGGAAGAUUUGCUGGAAAGCACAGAACUCCAGCUGAAGCCAAGCAACAGGGGCUCAUUGGGAUUUGUUACAAAAACCAUUAAUGUUUUACAAACUGUACCAAAUACAAGUCCACAUUUGGUUUGUUUUCAGUAUCUCUUUGGCACAUUCCACACCAGCUGUGAGUCCCAGAGAAUCCCCUAUGUAUUAAAUUGUGCCCAUUUUGAUAUUGUUACUUGAAACAGGUUAUCAGUAGUAGAAUGACUUGCCAUUUUAACAGAGAAGAACUUUCACAGACUGCAACAGAAAACUUCAGAAAAGAGGAAAAAAACAAAUUGCACAUUUUUUUUGUGGUAAUAAAACUUUUACAGAGACGA
Messenger RNA from Pristis pectinata (smalltooth sawfish), 3484 nucleotides. RefSeq names its product phosphoribosylglycinamide formyltransferase (gene gart). Gene Ontology annotation, molecular function: phosphoribosylamine-glycine ligase activity; ATP binding; metal ion binding. Gene Ontology annotation, biological process: adenine biosynthetic process; 'de novo' IMP biosynthetic process. The record is from RefSeq and is a predicted model, not a curated record. The transcript is spliced from 22 exons. Bases 124 to 3165 code for a protein of 1013 amino acids. Gene Ontology annotation, cellular component: cytosol. NCBI's taxonomy places the organism in Eukaryota, Metazoa, Chordata, Chondrichthyes, Rhinopristiformes, Pristidae.